AUCGAGAAUCAACAAUGAACAAAAUUGACGAUCUCCUAGAGCAGCUGCAGAGGCAGGAAAACGAUCUCAAACAAUUUCAUCUCAAGGAGCCGGCCUCUACGCCCGAGGAGCAAUUAUGCCAAUGGGAGUUGGACAAAGCUCAGAUUAGCCAUUACAAUAGCUUACGCAAUGGCAUUCUGACGAAUAUAGAGCAGGAGAUAACUAACAUGGGCAUUGCCCGAUUGCGUAACCAGGUGAACGGAUUCAAUCGCAGUCUGGCCAGGAUGAACGAGAUCAACAACUGCUCCAUUUGUAAAAAGAUCUGCAAGCCAGAUGACAUGCACUACCUGGUAUCACUGCGAUGUGGACACCUCUUCGGGAGCCUUUGCAUCUACUCUGCCAUCCGGGAUUACUUCCAGUGCCCCGUUUGUCGACGGUCAGCUUAUCCCUCCCAUGUCCGCCGAGUCUAUCUAUAAAGUUUAUUGCUUUUUAAAUUUUGUUAAAUACAAAAUAAAUUUUAUGA
This is a messenger RNA of Drosophila eugracilis, 502 nucleotides long. RefSeq lists its product as uncharacterized. Gene Ontology annotation, cellular component: nucleus. Gene Ontology annotation, biological process: interstrand cross-link repair; protein ubiquitination. Bases 15 to 455 code for a protein of 146 amino acids. The transcript has a single exon. Lineage: Eukaryota; Metazoa; Arthropoda; Insecta; Diptera; Drosophilidae. Gene Ontology annotation, molecular function: ubiquitin protein ligase activity. The record is from RefSeq and is a predicted model, not a curated record.